AUGGCAUCGGACUUUGGGAAGACGUCCCUGCCUGGUGACGUUAUUAACAACGUUCUCAGCUUUUGCGCCAGGCAAAACGUCAGCGAAGAAACAUUCUUCAUCGCCGCAUGGUCUUACACUAUCGCCGUCUACAAUGCCUCUUCACUUGCCACAACAAGUGUAAUCAGAGGUGGCAAGAAGAACGAGGUUGCAAUAGAGUUUGACUCAAGAAUGACAAUCUUGGAAACGUGCUCAGCUUUGCACUACACAAAGAUAUGCUCGGGCACAGAUUCCGAGCACUCUCCUCGCAGUUCCACGCCAGGAGCCGAACUUCACGACGACCCAACAACGAUUCUGUUUGCUCAAAAUGGUACUUUCGACCUCGGUUCAGACAUUGGCGAACAAGGAAUUUUACCCAAUAUUGUGAUUGAUGGUCAAUACCGCAUCGAUCUACACUGCAUCCCUCAUUCUGUAUCUGCUCUGUCAGCCCAUGCGUUCCUGGAAACUUUCACUACCAUCAUUGGACAGUUCGCAACCCUGCCUCACGACAGAUUACUCGGCGAAGUCAACGUACUCGGCCCCUUGAACCGCGAAAGACUUCAAAGCUGGAGCCCUCGCUACAUCCCAGCUGUCGAGCGUUGUGUUCAUGACUAUGUCGACGAGCAUGCCAGCGACACUCCUUGGAAGGAGGCUGUGGUUGCUACUGAGGGCCCCAACUUCACAUAUUCCCAGCUCUCGAGACUCUCCAGCAGGUUGGCGAAAAACCUCAUAAACAAUGGUAUCACGAAAGGGGACAUUGUUCCGAUUCUGUUCGAGAAGUCUUCCUUUGCAGUUUUGGCCAUCGUCGCUAUCCUUAAAGCGGGAGGUGCCUAUGUUGGGUUCAGCGCCGAGACACCCAUCAACUUUCUGCGAGAAUGUUCAUCCAUUGCGAACGCGCCGCUAAUUAUCACGAGUAAUCAUCAUGAGGACCUCGUUCGGAAGGUCAGCUCCCGGGCGUUAGUACUGGACCAAGCAUUCGUUGAGGGCCUGGAGAACUCAGCAGAUGAAGAGGGCUUCUCAUCUCCCGCUCGUCCCUCAGACCUGGCCUAUCUGGUGUUUACAUCAGGAUCUACCGGUACUCCCAAGGCCGUUAUGACGGAACACAGAGCCUACGUCACAGACGCCCUCGCACAACAAAAAGCUGCUCUACUCACUCCUUCCUCCCGUGUGCUUCACUUCGCCUCAUACAAUUUCGACGCCACCAACUUCGAUGUGCUCACCACUCUCAUUGCUGGCGGCACAAUUUGCGUUCCUGCCGAGUUCGAUCGCAUCAACCGCCUCGCCGGGGCCAUCAACGACCUUGGCGCCAACUUUCUCGGCGUCACAGCCACCCUCGCACAGAUUCUCGACCCAGAAGAUGUGCCCGGGUUGAAAACCGUGAUUCUAUGCGGCGAAGCCAACAGUCCCGAAAUCGUCGACAAGUGGACUCGGUCUGGAGCCGAUGUCAUCAAUGGCUACGGACCUUCAGAGGCGUCAUGCGCAUUCUCGUACAACAUCUAUACUCGUCAAUCGCCUAGGGCGAACAAUAUUGGACGGGCACUCGAGGGAGCUUGUUGGGGGUGGGUUGUGAACCCAGAGAACCACAAUCAGCUACUGCCUAUUGGGGCAAAGGGCGAGCUACUGAUUCAAGGACCAACGCUGAGCAGGGGAUAUCUGAAUGAGCCAGAGAAGACCGCAAAGGUGUUCAUUGAAAGCCCUGAGUGGCUACCAGGGAAAGUCGCCAUCGGCAUGCAAAGGAUUUACAAGACAGGAGACCUUGUGCGACAACUCCCAGAUCAGUCUUUCGAGGUGUAUGGGCGUAUCGACACGCAAGUCAAGCUAAACGGCCAACGCAUUGAGCUUGGCGAGAUAGAGCACAAGGUGAGUCUACUGCUUGGGGGAGAAUUUACAGUCGCGGUGGAGGCAGUACAUUUGACCCGCGGAGAAGAGCCUGCCUCAAAAGUUCUGAUCGCAUUCUACGCAACGAACGUAGGAGGUAACGGAAAGGAUGCUGCGCCGCUGGACAUUGUCAACGAUAGUAAGUCUGAGCUCAUUGACGUCCAAAGCAUCAAGAAGAAGCUUGCAAACGGCCUCAAAGCCAUUGCUAUUCCCCAAGCUUUCAUCCCACUUCUAAGGAUGCCGGUCACUAGUCAAGGCAAACUAGACCGACAGCGUCUGCAGAAGAUUGGCAGUCAACUCGAUAAGCUUAGGUUGGCUGCGUUCUCUGGAGUCACCGUAUCUGUCAAGGAUGAGCCUGCGAUGAACGAGUUUGAGGCAAUCGUCUGCGAGCUGUUCGCACGGUCACUCAACUUGAGCAAAGGUGAAAUUGGUCGUCAGUCAGAUUUCUUUUCCAUGGGUGGCGAUUCCCUUAAAGCCAUAAAAUUGGUAUCUCUGGCCAGGAAGCUGGGUUUCAGUCUCUCUGUACCGGACAUCCUUCAAAAAUCAAGGCUGUUCCAACUCGCCGAGUUCCUGCGCAAGUCCGCUCAGACUAAUGAGUCAAGGAGCUCGUAUCAGCCAUUCAUCAAUAUUGCAAACCACAUCACACUCGACGAAAUCCAAGAGAGCGCUAGAAACGCGUCUGCCUCACACGAAAUUGAAGACAUGGUCCAGGCCACGGAUCUUCAAGCGAGCUGCGUCGCGUUCUCUACUUUUAGUGAAGAGCGCCGCGGAAUCAACUGGCUCAUAUGCGACUUUGACGAGCCUCAUGACGAGACAGCAGUUCAUCGGAUGUGUCAAACAUUGACAGAAAGACACUCCACUCUAAGAACCUUCUUUGUGCCACACAAGCGAGCGCUGUAUCAAGCUGUAUCGAAGUGUUUUCGUCCUCCAACGAGAACUCAUCUGAACCUUGACAGCAUUGAGUAUGCCACCAAUGCACUCAUUGAGACCGAUUUCAAGGACAGACACGUGGAUAUGACUUGUCCUCAGACAGCCUUUGAACUACUCUCCAGCCACGACGCCACCAAGAUCCAGCGUCUGCUCAUCCGCAUUUCUGCAGCUCAAUACGAUGGCCACUCUGUGUCAAUCUUGAGUCGCGAAAUAAGGGAUCUCCUCAACGGAUGCCAGCUUCCUGAGCUCAAAGGAAGCUAUCAAGCAUACCUUCAUUAUGCUCGGACAAACGAGUUGGACGAAGGCAUUGAAUACUGGACAUCACUUCUUCAUGGCGCGAAAAUGACCCAACUUGUCAAUCAGAAGGGUUCCACUCAUGACGUCCCAUCAGGUCUGAACUUUGUGGAUGGUGUGCUCGUGAGCAUGAUUGACAGUCAGUUGCUUGAGUCUUGUUGCACUGGCGACAGAAGCAGCAACACCUUCGGCGGCAACACCAAAGGUGCAAUUGUCAAAACGGCCUGGGCGCUCACUCUUUCUGAGCUGACUGGUAAAGACGAUGUUGUUUUCGGCUCCACAGGCUGGGGCCGCAAUCACUCCGUUGAGUUCGCAGAGGAUGUGAUGGGUUCAUGCACUUCGCACAUCCCCACACGCCUACGAAUCACCACUUCAGCCACUGGCAAUAGUCCCAGAGUCACAUACGGAGAUCUGGUCGAGCAACUACAGACGCAGCACAUAGCUUCCAUGCGAUACGAGAACAUCGGGGCGAAUACGAUAGUUGAGAAGUGCACGGCCUGGAAGCGGUGGACGCGGUUUUCGUCGCUGCUGGUUUUCCAGGGGUUAGACAUCGGAACUCCGCAGAAUUGCAGUGAAGAUGGUGGAGUUGCUCCGACAAUGAGGUUCACGGAGAUCAUGGACCCGGGCGAUCGAGCGGACGUGAUCGUUCACGUAGAGCCUUUCGGAGACCAGACGCGAGUCAUGAUGGCUUUUGCAAAGGCGCGUCUGCCCGAAGACAUUGCUGGCGUGAUGAUGCCGACAUUCAAACGGUACUUGAAGCUGAUUACUCAGUUUCCCGAUCAGCCUGUUCCCUUGGGGGAGGGCGACCUAUUUCCGUUGUUGCCAGUUGUCUGUGAGAGCGCCACGAUCACGCGCAUUAAGGAUGUUUUAGUCAACUCGCGGGCUGAAAAUACUGUCAAACAGGUUUGGAUGAAGGUUCUUGAUGUGAAUGAUGGCGAGUUCGGCAUGUUGAGGGAGGGUAGCAGGUCGUUCCUUGAGAUCUGGGGCAAUUCAGUGUCAGCGGCGGCCCUUGCUUAUGAGUACAGGUCACGGGGCUUCACAGUUUCCACGGAGGACAUGUUGCGGCAUCAGAUGGCAUUUGAGCAAAUGCAGAUGAUUUCAAUGAUGAUUGACGGAAAGCAACAGUAA
Molecule: messenger RNA, 4248 nt
Organism: Colletotrichum siamense
Lineage: Eukaryota; Fungi; Ascomycota; Sordariomycetes; Glomerellales; Glomerellaceae
Gene: chyA-0
Product: Nonribosomal peptide synthase chyA
Exons: 6
Coding region: 1-4248 (1415 amino acids)
Biological process (GO): secondary metabolite biosynthetic process; amino acid activation for nonribosomal peptide biosynthetic process
Cellular component (GO): cytoplasm
Molecular function (GO): catalytic activity; phosphopantetheine binding
Source: RefSeq, a predicted model, not a curated record